GGCUGCUAGUGGGAGCGAGGAGACUCCUCUCGGCUGGUCCGCUGGCACUCGCUGCUGCUGCCGCCGCCGCUCGCAACCGCGAUCGCAGCCCAGCGAUUCCGAAACAGCCUGCACCCUGGGCUGCGCGGUGUGGAGCGGGGAGUGAUUCCGAACUUGCAGGGGACUGCGCUUCUCCCGGGCCUGGAGAUUGUGAACAGGCUGCCUGCAAGUGACCUGCGGAUGGUCCACAGCGGGCCUGUUUAUCAUCCAGGAUACCUGUUGCUCCCGGAGCAGCGCCACAGCCAGGGGUCUGGGUUGCAGAUUUGCAAUGAUAUGGUGAACCCAAAGGCUGGAACCAAAACGAUUUUCUCAGCUCUUUAGUUUGAACGACAGGGAGUUGUCUACCACCACCCAGCAUGGCUAAAAGUGCAGAGGUCAAAUUGGCAGUAUUUGGAAGAGCAGGCGUGGGCAAGUCAGCUCUUGUAGUGCGAUUCCUGACCAAGCGGUUCAUCUGGGAAUACGAUCCCACCCUCGAAUCAACCUACCGACACCAAGCAACCAUCGAUGAUGAAGUUGUCACCAUGGAGAUACUAGAUACUGCUGGUCAGGAAGACACCAUUCAAAGGGAAGGACACAUGCGAUGGGGGGAAGGCUUUGUGCUGGUCUAUGACAUCACUGACCGAGGAAGUUUUGAGGAAAUGCUGCCCCUGAAGAACAUUCUGGAUGAGAUCAAGAAGCCCAAGAAUGUGACUCUCAUCUUGGUUGGAAACAAAGCUGACUUGGACCACUCCAGGCAGGUCAGUACUGAAGAAGGAGAGAAGCUGGCCGCGGAAUUGGCAUGUGCUUUCUAUGAGUGUUCUGCCUGCACUGGAGAAGGGAGCAUCACGGAGAUAUUCUACGAGCUGUGUCGAGAAGUGCGUCGCCGGAGGAUGGUGCAGGGCAAGACAAGGCGACGCAGCUCCACCACACACGUCAAGCAAGCCAUUAACAAGAUGCUCACCAAAAUCAGUAGCUAGGCAGCUCGCUCUCGCGAAGGCCCUGCGGAGGUGGGUCGGCUCAUUGGAAACACUUUCUUGUCCUUUUCCCUUUUUUAUCCCCCCAAAUAAAAGAAAAUAGUCCAGCCCUCACUCUAACGCUGGGAACUAUCUGAGCUUCCCCUUCUUCCCAGCCUCCUACAUGUUGAGAAGUUAUAGAGUGUUUUAUGCAAUUCCAGUGCUGACAGUUACUCCCUUCCCUGCUUGAAUAAGGUACACCUUCUUGCAAUUUGGACAUGUAAUCACCAGAGAUUCUGAAAUGGCUGGGUUCGUGUUAAGCUAUUUUUAGGCAUCAUCACUUUGCUUCCGUAGGUUGAAAUCUUUUCAGAGGCAUUUUUAAAUUCCUUUUCUCAUCAAAGUCUACAGAUGAUCACCUUAGAAGUUCAAGACAAUAGGAAAUACAGUAAAAACGCAGGAAGAGUAGCUGAAAGAUUGGAGCAUGGAAUGGUGUCCUGGUUCCUAUUUGAAGCAAGGAUUUUCUGAAUUAUGUUAUAUUAUCUUGUUUUUCUUGAACCUUUAUUUUGUUCUUAAAUUCAAACAUGUUCUCCCAAGGUUUUCUAUUGUGUAAUAGAGAAUUCCAUUUCAAUUGGUUCUCUCAAUGAUCUAUUUAUUGAUCAUCGCACCCUAAUUCUUCUUCUGUAACUCCAACAAGAGUUCAUUAUAACAGAGGCAGCAGGACCCCUCUGCUCAGAUCCUGCUAUGCACUUUCUCACCAAGCCUGGGGUGAAGUAAAGACACUAGGAAUAUUUUCACCAAACCCUAACUUUAUUGAAUGCUAACAGAAGGUUUAGAAUUAGAGAUAUCUGAUUCAUUUGUCCAAAAGCAGAAAAAUUAAGAAUAAAGCUGAAAUACUCUUGUGUUGGGGAGCCGAGCUCUGUGCCAGACACAGUAAGAAAAAUUGGCCUCUGAUGCAUUAUGUUGGUUACAUGACUUCUUCUAAUUCAGGUUGGGACAAAAGUAGGUUUACAGCUGUUCAUGUGGAAAAUAAUUAAUAAACAAUAAUACCAGAAUAAUCUGUGUUUUGUGUACUCACAACUAUAAACUUACUUUUGCCCCACCCUGUAUUUUGGAUAAAUUAAUUCAUGUAGGAAAAUUCAGAAAAGAGUGGCUGAUUAAAGUUCACUAUACCCAAAUAAAUGUGUAUAAACCAGGUUCUUUUAUUGUGAAAAUGCACAGUCUAUAACUGAUAGAACCUUAUGAUUCUUUUUUCCGUAUUUUGCCCCCAUAUAUCAAGACUUGGGCACUUUAUUUUAGAAGAAAAUAUGUAUCUUUUACAUAUGUGUGUAAUUUAUAAAUGCAUAGAUAUAUGUAUAAAAAUGUGUAAGAAUUGGAGGCUUCAAUUCACCAAAUGCAUUUGGACAACUUGGUGUAACUAUUUUGUGUGAAUAUAAUAAAAAACAUAAUUUUCA
This is a messenger RNA of Myotis daubentonii (Daubenton's bat), 2422 nucleotides long. It is a transcript of the gene RERG, whose product is annotated as RAS like estrogen regulated growth inhibitor. The record is from RefSeq and is a predicted model, not a curated record. Gene Ontology annotation, molecular function: GTP binding; GTPase activity. NCBI's taxonomy places the organism in Eukaryota, Metazoa, Chordata, Mammalia, Chiroptera, Vespertilionidae.